Saccoglossus kowalevskii is the source of this 1728-nucleotide messenger RNA. RefSeq lists its product as uncharacterized. NCBI's taxonomy places the organism in Eukaryota, Metazoa, Hemichordata, Enteropneusta, Harrimaniidae. The record is from RefSeq and is a predicted model, not a curated record. Gene Ontology annotation, biological process: protein O-linked glycosylation via fucose. Gene Ontology annotation, molecular function: peptide-O-fucosyltransferase activity.
AUGAAACAAGCUUUUCAGUUUCUCAUUAUUUUUUGCAUAUCUAUUUGUAUUAUUGAAAUACAUGAAGUUAAGAAAGCUUUACUAGGAGUCGCUGGAUAUUGGCAGCCAACACAACGGCUCGGUAAGGCCGUGGAUCAUAAUAAUGAGACAUCGCCGGUUCGCAAUAGCAGUGUUAUGCGCCAGCAGACGGGAAUAUCCUUGCAUAAAACCAGAGUCGACGUUGACGCUAAAGGUUUGAAUAUAACAUCACCGAGUAGUUCAAUACAGGUGCACAAUAUACCCAAGGAUAAACUACGGAAUGGCAUACCAUCAAAUAACACACUACUCGAAGGCAUGAUACCCGAGGAGAUACAACCAAAGGACAUAGCACGCAAGGAUAUGCCUGCACAUGACAUAUCACUCAAGGAUAUAACAUCAACAGACUUGCCACCAAAGAUCAUAACACCGAAUGACACACUCCCCAAGGACCUGGCGCCCGAAGUCAUAUCUCACAACGACCUAACACCAAAAGAUAUACUAACCAAGGACAUGCCACCGACGACCAAACCUCCCAAGAACAUACCAAAAGCCAAAUACGAUGUGUCAGAAGAAAGAAGCUACUUGUUUCCAUUACAUUUUGAUUCUAAUGGACCCAAUGUUCAAUAUACCGCUUUUCGGAAGGGAGUAGCUUUUGCGAUGUUCUACAAAAGAACUAUUGUCGAAAUGUGGUUUUAUUCCCAUUGGACAUCUGGAAGUCACACGAGACAUUUUCUCAAUGAAACCAUCGAUAUGAAGAAACUGCGAGAAAUUACAGACAUAGCAACACUAGAUGUGUUUAAAAAAGACUGUAAUAAUACAAUUGACAUUGUCUUGAUGGAUCCGUUUGACGUGACUAGAUCAGGAUCGCUGCAAGAGUUUACAGAAUCGUAUAUCCAGAAACAACGCGGCCUGGAGAAAAGGUACGGCAUUAUUUUGCCCAACGCCUCCUCUAUACCGAACACAAAAGAGAAAGCAUUGUUUCAAUUGGCACAUCCUCCAAGUACCAGGUGUUUGGGGAUAUUGGAACCAGGACACAGUAUCAAGUGGACAUUCCCAAAUUAUACCUCAGUCUUGGGUAAUGUGGACUCGCAUUUACUGAAACCAGACUAUAUAAGAAAGAUGGCCAUUGAUGUUAAUAAAAAGCUUUGCGGCGGUGACGGGUUCAUGGCACUGCACUGGAGAAAUAGAUCAGGAGAAUCUUGUGGUCGUGGUAAAGAAUGUCUUGAUAUUAUGAAAGUUGUCGAAGUCAAUCGUACUGCAAAAGUUGUGGCCAAUGAUAUACGUAACUACAUGAUGAAACAUGACAUAUCUUGCCUCUAUGUAGCCAUGCCUCCAUUUGCAAGGGUAAUGCUGACCAUACUAAAAAACGCCAAUGUUUCACAAGUAAAAACCUUUGAUGAUAUAUCGACUAGUGAGUACCCAGAAAUCGUCAAAAUAAAAGAUGAUGGGUUUUUAGUAUCUCUCCUGGAACAAGAAAUUUGUGCACGUUCCAAAGUCUUUCUGGCAACAACAUACUCAUCAUGGUCACGAAUUCCGUCAAUUUCAAGAUCACUGCUUGGAAACAAAACUUUAACGUUAACAAAAUUUGCUAGCUGGAUAUCGCCUCUAGAGCAACAGCCUGACAAAGAGUUAAUUUUUACAAACACACGUGGUGCCACCCUGUGCGCAGCUAUACGCCACACUGCGUUCCAGUUCGCAUUAGAACACUGA